UGUCCUGUUUCUCUGUGUGCGGCUCCGGCAGUUACUGGAUAAGAGAAGACUGGAAGCAUGUCCGAGUUUUGGUUAAUUUCUGCCCCUGGCGAUAAGGAAAACUUACAAGCGCUGGAGAGAUUGAACACGGUGACUUCCAAGUCCAACCUGUCGUACAACACCAAGUUCGCCAUCCCUGACUUCAAGGUGGGGACCUUGGAUUCCCUCGUCAGCCUCUCGGAUGAGUUGGGGAAACUGGAUACCUUUGCCGAAAGCCUCAUAAAGAGAAUGGCCCAGAGCGUGGUGGAGGUCAUGGAGGACGCCAAGGGCAAGGUCCAGGAGAACCUCCUGGCCAACGGAGGUUUGAAGGAAAAGAUGAAAUGUUUAAAGCUUGACUUAACGUCCUUUGUGACCCACUUUGAAUGGGACAUGGCCAAGUACCCCGCGAAGCAGCCACUGCCCAGCGUGGUGGACACCCUGGCAAAGCAACUGGCGCAGAUCGAGACAGACCUGAAGGGCCGCACGGCCGCCUACAGCACCCUCAAGGCCACGCUGGACAGCCUGAACCAGAAGGCCAAGGCAAACCUCUUCACGCGGACACUGAGCGACAUCGUGAACAAAGACGACUUUGUGCUGGAUUCCGAGUAUCUGGUCACCCUCCUGGUCAUCGUCCCCACACAAAACUACAUACAAUGGCAGAAGACCUACGAAUCCCUCUCGGACAUGGUGGUCCCUCGGUCAACCAAGCUGAUCUUUGAGGACAAGGAGGGCGGCCUCUUCACCGUGACCCUGUUUCGAAAAGUGAUUGACGAUUUCAAAGCCAGAGCCAAAGAGAACAAGUUCACGGUCCGAGAAUUUUACUAUGAUGAGAAAGAGAUCACACGGGAACGGGAAGAGAUGACCAGGUUGCUGUCGGCUAAGAAGCAACAAUAUCAAACUUCCUGUGUUGCUCUUAAAAAGGGAUCCUCCACCUUCCCGGACCACAAGGUUAAGGUAACCCCGCUAGGUAACCCCGAUAGGCCCGCUGCGGGGCACAGCGACAGAGAGAGAGAGAGUGAGGGCGAGAGUGAGGGCCCCCUGCUGCGCUGGCUCAAGGUGAACUUCAGCGAGGCCUUCAUCGCCUGGGUGCACAUCAAGGCGCUGAGAGUGUUCGUGGAGUCCGUGCUCAGGUACGGGCUCCCGGUGAAUUUUCAGGCUGUGCUCCUCCAGCCUCAGAAGAAGUCGUCCAUCAAGCGUUUGCGAGAGGUUCUGAACUCCGUCUUCAAACACCUGGACGAAGUGGCAGCUGCCAGCAUGUUGGAUGCAGCUAUGGAUAUCCCUGGGUUGCAACUCAAUAACCAAGACUACUUUCCUUACGUCUACUUCCGCAUCGACCUCAGUCUUCUCGACUAGCACGCCGCGUGGGCGCCGCUCAGCUCCUGCCGUGCGGACGACAUGACGGACGCUCCUUUCCCUCCGCAAAAGUCCGUCUCCUGCAGGACUUAGAUUUUCAGAGAAAUGGCUCACAGAAGCUGCUCACCGCUGUAUUUAUUUUUUGUAAGUUACAAUAAAGAAGUGCUUAGUCCUUCCAAUGGGCUCUUCCCUUACAUCCUAACAUAA
Myotis davidii is the source of this 1578-nucleotide messenger RNA. RefSeq names its product ATPase, H+ transporting, lysosomal 42kDa, V1 subunit C2 (gene ATP6V1C2). Gene Ontology annotation, biological process: proton transmembrane transport. Gene Ontology annotation, molecular function: proton-transporting ATPase activity, rotational mechanism. NCBI's taxonomy places the organism in Eukaryota, Metazoa, Chordata, Mammalia, Chiroptera, Vespertilionidae. The record is from RefSeq and is a predicted model, not a curated record. Bases 58 to 1371 code for a protein of 437 amino acids. The transcript is spliced from 14 exons. Gene Ontology annotation, cellular component: vacuolar proton-transporting V-type ATPase, V1 domain; lysosomal membrane.